AUGUCACAAAGCCCCGCCAAGACCGACGUCGAUUUCUACAAGAAAGCAGAGAGGCCAAAGCAUGAUAAAGGAAAUGUCAGCGUCCAGAUUCACCAGGCCCUCAACGCCUCCGUCACCUGGGGCCAAGAAUCAAAGGACGUCGAAGUCACGGAUUGUCCUAUUAACGUCGCAAUCGGGAAUCCAAAUGCUGCCGCUACUCCGGCUUCAGCUUUGAGCUUUGCUGAGGGCACCCCUGUGGGCGAGACUUCUCAGGAAGGCACCGCGACCGCAGAGCUUGCGCAGAACACCGCACCUCCCGCUGUCGCUCCAUCGGCCGUGCAAACCAUGCGCGAGCGUUUAGCUGCCGCUGCCGCAAGCCGCAUCGCAAGGAAUACUCCUGCCCAGAUUGUCACGCUCGCUGAUAUCACCCCUCGAGAGGAAGAGGCGGGCGCUCGAGGGUCUAGCGAUACAGCUGGCAGAGUAGCAUAG
Messenger RNA from Cyclocybe aegerita, 468 nucleotides. The record is from the annotation of a GenBank genome assembly. NCBI's taxonomy places the organism in Eukaryota, Fungi, Basidiomycota, Agaricomycetes, Agaricales, Hemipholiotaceae.